CACAGCCCUGUCGCCCAGAUAUACAGACGCUCCUCUCCCUAGAUCGCUCAAUCCUCAGUCCACAUGUGGUGAAUCCCCCCAUAAUCUACUGAGGCUGUGUGGUUCGAGUUUGGUGUGAAUCGGAGUUGAUUUGAGUGGGCUUUGGAAACGGUCGGUUCAGCUUGUUCAGCAGCUUCUCCUUGUUUUCCCAUCAGCUGUAGGCGCAGGUAAGUUCAGCAGGUUGAGCAGCCUUUGUUUCGUCUGCAUUGCAAAGCUCGAUCGAGUCUCAGAGGCAGGGCAGGCAGCAGCAGCGGCCGAUCGGUCAUUUUGUGCAUACAUGGGUGAGGCCUUUGUCUGCCAAGGUCAUAUAUUUCAUGCAGCUAUUCUCUGACUCUGUCGAUUUGCUCUACCUUGGUGUUGAAACCUCAGUCUUCGCAUCUGAUCUCAGGCCUCCUUCGGAAUUACCCCGCGGCCGCCCUUCUGCUUUCGGAUACGAUCCUUACUAAGGCAAUGACUUGCAUGCCAUCUGGUGGUUGUCGUAAUUAAUGCCACCCUGCCGCCAUUUCCUUCUUUGCUUGCUCUGUUCUAGGGUUCAAAUUGAGGGAACAUUGGAACCAGGAAAGAGACAAGGGAGUGCAAUAGCAAGUGAGCAUGGAGGUCGUCUCCAGCGUGAUGGGAUCCCUCCUAUCCAAGCUAGGGGACCUGCUCAAGGAGGAGUACAAUCUGCAGAAGAGCGUCAGAGGUGAGAUCAUGUUCCUCAAAGCAGAGUUUGAGAGAAUGCAGGCUGCACUACUCAUGGUCUCCGAAGCACCAAUGGAUCAGCAACCUAGCAUCCUUAUCAAGCUUUGGGCAAGGGAUGUCAGGGAACUGUCCUAUGACAUCGAGGAUAGAGUUGAUAUUUUCAUGGUGAGCAUAGACCGUGCGCCAAAGGAGCUGCAUGGUCUCAGGGGCUUCAUCGACAGAAGCCUCGACCUCUUGACCAAGGCCAAGAUCCGCCACAAAUUAGGCACAGAAAUUAAAGAUCUCCAAAGAAGCAUCAAGGAGGUGAGCGAGCGCCGUGAUAGGUAUAUGGUGACUCAGGUUGCUGCCAAGCCUGCAGAUGUACCUGUUCAGAACCUUCGUCUAUCAGCUAUGUACAAAAAGGCAGCUGAACUCAUUGGCACCGAAGAGAAGAGCAAUGAGCUUAUUGCUAGGCUAAUAGAUGAGGGGGAUGAGCCAUCUAAGAAACAGCUCAGGACAGUCUCUAUUGUUGGUUUUGGGGGAUUAGGUAAGACAACACUUACUAAGGUGGUUUAUGACAAGCUUAAAGGGCAAUUUGAUUGCACGGCCUUCGUCUCUGUGUCUGAAAAUCCUAAUAUAGAGAGGAUUUUCAUUAACAUGCUCCGUCAACUAGGCCAUGAUAAAUAUGAAGUAACAUGGGGCACAGAACAACUUAUCAAUGAAGUAAGAACUCUUCUUCAAGACAAGAGGUAUCUGGUUGUUGUCGAUGAUAUAUGGAGAACUUCUGUGUGGAAGACAAUCCAAUAUGCUUUAGUUGACAAUGAAUGUGGAAGUAUCAUUAUUUCAACAACCCGCAAUCUUGAUGUUGCCAAUAAUAUCGGUGGUGUCUACCAACUACAACCUCUUUCUCUUGCUGACUCUAGAAAGUUAUUCAACCUUAGGAUAAUUGGCAAUGAAGAUAAAUGUAUUUCAAAUAAAUUGGCUGAAGUAUCUAUAGAGAUUUUACGAAAAUGUGGAGGUGUACCUCUAGCUAUCAUUACGAUAGCCAGUACACUGGCCAGUAAAGAGGGAAUGAAAAAUAUACAUGAAUACUGGUCCAAGGUGUGCAAAACUUUGGGUUCUGGGCUGGAAGAUAGUCCUGAUCUAGAGGAUAUGAGAAAAAUACUAUCAAUUAGUUAUUAUGACCUGCCUCCCCAUCUGAAACAUUGCAUGUUGUAUUUAAGUUCAUAUCCAGAAGAUUAUGAGAUAUGGACAAGAGAGUUGAUAUGGAGAUGGAUGGGUGAAGGGUUCAUCCUCAAAGAACAAGGGAGGUCCUUAUAUGAGGUAGGUGAGGAUUAUAUCAAUGAGCUAAUCAACAGAAGUAUGAUUCAACCAUCGCGUCUCAAUCAUGACAGCAACAAGGUAGUUGUGUGUCGAGUACAUGAUAUGGUACUUGAUCUCAUCACACGAUUGGCAAAUGAGGAUGGUUUCCUUGCCACAAUACAUGACCAACAGCCCAAGUGUCAACAAGAUAGGAUACAUCGAUUGUCCCUCCAAACCAGCAAUGAAGAGGAUAUCAAGCACUUAUCAGCUGCAAACUUGUGCCAUGUGAGGUCACUUAUAAUUGCUGAUGUGUUUCCUGAAGCAUUUAAAUGGUUGCCACCCCUUUCAACCUUUCCAGUCUUACGUGUAGUGUGUUUAACUGGCUGUGAGGAAGUGGACAAUAGGUGCUUCAAGGAAAUCUGCAAUUUGAUUCACCUAAGGUAUUUGGGACUAGGAUAUACAAGUAUCACUGAGAUUCCAAAAGAGAUACAGAACCUACAGCUUUUACAGGUGCUAGACGUAAGGGGUACUGGAAUACACGAGCUGCCAUCAACUUUUGUUCUACCAAGAAAAUUGAAGUGCUUGCGUGCUGACACUGUAUAGAGUGUGUUGAUGACCAAACUUGGCAGACUGUGCAGAACAGUCAGACCGGUCAAGGUGACUUUUUCAAAAUGAAAAUUUGACUUCACCAUUGCGUAGUUCUCGUCGAGACAAUCAAAAUAAAUAUAUAGAACGUUCGAUUUGGAGUUCAGAUGAGAGUUAUGGCUUCGUGAAGACUUGACAUAGGGUCGGACCAGUCAGACCGGUACAUAAUGCACAGUCUGAGUUUGAAGUUGUAUUUUGACAUGGGAUUUGUAUAAAAUUAGACUUCUAAUGGGUCAAGACUUCCCCUUUCUAUAAAUAUAAAGGGCCACGGCCGACUAACGGUAUCCAAUCGAUCAAAUA
This is a messenger RNA of Panicum virgatum (switchgrass), 2946 nucleotides long. RefSeq names its product disease resistance protein RGA5-like. The record is from RefSeq and is a predicted model, not a curated record. Bases 631 to 2604 code for a protein of 657 amino acids. Gene Ontology annotation, molecular function: ADP binding. Gene Ontology annotation, biological process: defense response to other organism. Lineage: Eukaryota; Viridiplantae; Streptophyta; Magnoliopsida; Poales; Poaceae. The transcript has 5 exons.